AUGCAUAGAUUUCGUAAAAAGUCGGACGCGAAAACCACCCUUCCUCCGCUUCAAGUUGGACUACACCUCCAGACUCAAUAUCUUGACCCAGACGACAGCUCAGAUCACCAGGACCUUUUACCCGAAUUACCUUCUGCAGACGAUUUCCGCACGUCGCUCAUCCUUCCAGAUCUUUCUCAACGUUUUUCUCUAUUGCGUGACUCUUCUGGAGACCCUUUAUCGGUGGACGUAUUGAAAUCCAGACUUGCAGACCAACGGGCAAGAGGCGCGGAAAACCAGAUUUCAGAGGAAGAAGAGGAAAUGAUACUCGAGACUCUUGGGCUGCGCCCCAAGACGCCCCAGUCGGGAGAUGGAUCACAGGAAAAUUUGACCGACGGAGUUGGGAGUAUGCGUCAGUCCGUACGAUCCACCGCAACAGCAAAUUCUCUCGCAACGUCAGUAACCUCGUCUCCCAGUUUUCGGUCGAAAAGGUACAGCAACAACCUGUUCGGAUCAGGUCGACUUCGAGACUACUCCUACACUCGUUUAACAUCUGCUGCCCGCUCUUCGAACAAGAACAGCAUACUGUCGACAGACUCGGAGAUCGUUAAAGACCACAGCUUAAAUGACGACAGCCAACCAGAUCCUGCUCCAGCUGCUAUAACUACAGACGUUGUCGCAGACCAACCUCUCCCUGCCAGUGAUAGUCAGGAAACAAAGCUUACAUCGAGUUCGGUCUACAAGCGAGCGUCGCUUGCCCUCGCCCAAGCCAUCAGGGAGUUGGAGGAGGAUGUUGAAGAUGAAGUGGUGAUGCCUCGGUCCAUACCCCUGUCGCGAUCUAGCUUAGACCAGUCGAAGGAAUCAGGUCCCUCUCGCACGCCGCAACAUCAUGAAGCAGGCAUGGCUAUAUCUUCCGAUACUGCAGCAACACCGGAGGCAGAAGUAACGAAAGCAUCACCAAUAUUAUCACGAGUAUCUCCUGGGUAUGUUCCUGGUAUGCCUCGUCCCAUGACACCCCAUGAAGAUAACGAGCAUGAUAUACUUCGAUCUCAUUCAACAACUCCUCGAGCGACACCGUCAUCUGCCAGUUCUCCUGAUCUAUCGCAUACAACGUCUCCGAGCCUUAUCUCAGACAUUUUGAACCAUGGACCCAUACCUACCUCGACACGGCAAUCUUCCGGGAGGCCAACUUCCCCAUUAUCUUCCUCCGCAUUUCUUCACCGCAAAACAAGUAUUCAGAACGAAAGAUCUGUUGGCGAUCCCAACUUUUUUUCAGGUAGUACUCACAAUUGGAGUAGGCCAUCGUCUCCGUUAGCAGGGACCUCCCUCCAUUUCAAUUCUGUAUCCCAGCGCCCAAGCACGCCGUCGAAUGUGACAUGGACUUUUCCUUCCAACAAAAUAUCGCCACAAAAUGUUGUGCAUACGAGAAGUGGAAGCUGGUUCAGCGAUGCGGGGCUCGACAGCGUUGAUACACAUGAAUCCUAUGAGAACCCUCAAGUGUCCGCAACACGUUCACUGCGUUCUCCGGCAUUACCAGACUCUCCAUUGAUCACCGCGACUCAUUCAACCAUGUUGUCCUUCAGCUCAAAACACUCAGGUAACUCCGAAUAUCGACCAUGGUCCCCAAUGUCAGGACUUGAUGGCAACGCACCGAAUUCUUACAUCAGCAGGGCGGUCAGGUCACCCACUCCGACUCAAACAAGCCCCGCUCGUUCGCCCACAUCUCCUACAUUUCCCAGCUUUGACAUAGGCUCAAAAAACGGCAGUCGACGUUCGUCCAAACAGAACUCCUCUUCGCACUUUUCAUUGUCCGCAUUCAAUCCCGUCGUGUUUUCGCCAAUCGCCAACUCUUCUCGUUCGUCCCUAGAAUCUGUUGGAUCUAGUUUCCACUCCGGAGAUGGAGACCGGAACGAUCGUCUGGCUGCAUUCGUAGACAUUGAAUCACCAGAGCCGGCUUGGCAUGAUAUCUCGUUCCCCACUCAUUCACAUUCAACGACUCCUGGAGGAUCACCCGAUGCUGAAUGGAAUGCUGAAGAUGUCAUUAACCGCACCGGAGGCAUAAACAAAUCCGAUAUCUCAGCUAUCCAAGAGAAGCUAGUCGGCUUUGCAUUUGCAAAAACAACUCCGAUAACAGAAGUUCGCGAGCGGGCACCUUCUUUGAGGAGGCGCAGACCCUCAACCUCACAAUCGAAUUAUUCCUUCAACGGACGAAUAGCCAGCCCUCCGCCUCAGUUGCAGGGCCCGACAUCCAAUUCCCCUGAUCAAUUAUCUCCAAAAGCGAGUGCUUUAUUGAAGUCGGUCGUGGACAGCAUCCAGGCUCCGCAGAACGAAUCCAUAAUUCAAACAUCUAUCGGCACCCCAGAAGGUGAAGAAGAUGGAGGAGACAUCUCUCCCAGUACUCGGAGGAAUCGUGAUCUCGCACAAAUCUUGUUCGGAAAUGAGAAUGCAGAUAUCCAGGAGGACACGUUUACACCGCCCGUCACUUCUGUUCAAGUAGAAAGUCCUUUGAUCCCGUAUGGAAAUGAGAUUGAAGGCGAGAAAGCGGGUCCCUUCGUAUCACCUCCUAAUUCAUCGGUUCCUGAGACACCUUCUCUCAGUUCCUCCGGCUCCUAUGCACCCAUACACCCAGACCGUGAUGCUGAUUUAGCGCGUGAAGUUCAACGCAAAGCCGAGGCAGCUAUGAUGGCUCUCAGAAAACACUACAACUCGUCAAAGGAUGGGUUCGGGUCCACGACCUCUCUCCCUCGAAAGCGUAUAGCGCCCCAUCAAAUCUCUACUCCGACGCUAGUCUCUGCAUCCACCAGCGUGGACACAAUCCCUCUGCGUCCUCCUCCAAUAGCCGUCGGUCACCAAACUUCAAAAUUCGGGUCACACUUCAGGAAGCUAAGAGGAACGCUGAAGAAGAAUAAUAACACUCCCGCAAGUGAAGAAGUUACACCAUAUCCACUUGAUAUCCAAGUCACUCCACCUCCUGCCCAAACUAUACAGUAUGAUCCGCGCAAGCUUCAUCCCAUAGGAGGAGUAGCAACGAGCGCUACCGAACUUGGUCGUUUCAACGUCCCUGCAACGCCAAUCACAUCAGUCCCCAGUCCUCCGGCUUCGGCUGGACCGGGUCUCAAAGGAUUUAUGGCACGCUUCCGUGGUAAGCAACGUACCGUGGAUGCAGUCCCGGAGCAUGAACGUCCUCUGAGAGUACCCAUACGCUCAGAGAAACAUCCCACAAGGCCAACGCCUUCAAGCACCCCUACUAUGAACGAGGGAUUUCCUGGCGUCCAUCCCUCACCACAUCCGAUUCAAUCUCCGAAAGCAGAGUCACCUCAUUCUUCGCCGCCAAUGUUACCACCAGUGGUUCCCACCUCCACGGAGGAAUCUGCCGCUCUACGACAGCUUUUCGAUGCGGCAUCCAACCUUGGACUUGAUCAACAAAAAUUAAAUGACUUGCUCUUGGUCCGCUCUGGGUCUACUUCUUCCAAAUUAACUGAUUGGACAAUGCUUACCCGAAACAACUCUACAGCUAAUGCCGAAGGGAAAGUUUCCGAGCAAAAUUCUUCUGAAAGGGCCGUAUCCCCGCCAGGUGACGUUGAUAACUUGGACAGACCGAUUUCCAGAAAACCUUCAAUUCGACAAGCCUCAGAGGCGUCUCACAGACUUAGAGAACGAAGUGUCGAUCCUGCCAGCGUAGUGGUCAGAAGAACUAUCUUCUUCCCAUCUGAUAACAAAGGAGCUCUCCCUGUGAACCUCAAUGCUUUAACCAGGAAGGCAUCUGCUCGCCGUCGCAGGGCGAGUGCUACUUCGAUCUCUAGUCGGUCGGUCCACGAACGUGUUCCUACUCCUCCGCCCCGUCGAGCUUCGUCGAGCCGCCGUCCCUCAACCGAUACUCCGCCGCCAGUCCCUCCGAUUUCCCCGUUGGUCGCUUCUCGUCCUGAUGUUCUCCUCUCGGUCCCCAAUGGCCCUGUUGACAAGGGUUCCGCAUACGACUCGUUCUAUGAGAUGUACGCCGAUGAAAAUUCGAAAGGAAGCACUUCUGAAAGUAAUCAACGAAAUACUACUUUUCCGGACUCUGGCCAAGGAAUCGAAUUCAUCGAGCUUGCCAAUGGUGAGACAAUAUGGCAAAUUGUCAAUGGUCUGCGAGAUGAUGACGCGGAUUCAUUAUACACUGGACGGACGAGCUUUGCCUCUGACUACGACAACGACGAAGGCGUUCAAUUGUUUUUCAAGGAACACGCCAGGUCUGGAUCGAAAGGAAGCGCGUCGUCUUUCAUUUCUCGACGAAAGUCUGUUAAGGGUAAUGGCGGGAACGCUGUGCGCCCUGACACGAAAGUGUUCUUCAGUUCGUCGGCACAGAUUGGGCGUUUGAUUGACAACCUCUCGCAGGGUCUGGACGCUGGUUCCUUCAAUAUACUACCCAGCCAAACAAACGCCGGAUAUUCAGCGACGUCCUCUUUGUCUGAGGGAGAUAUGCAGUUUACAAUGGAAGAACGGCUUGAACGGAUGUUAGGUCGCCUGGAGAGAGGGGAAACAUGA
Marasmius oreades (fairy-ring Marasmius) is the source of this 4503-nucleotide messenger RNA. RefSeq lists its product as uncharacterized. The transcript is spliced from 8 exons. Lineage: Eukaryota; Fungi; Basidiomycota; Agaricomycetes; Agaricales; Marasmiaceae. The coding region runs from base 1 to 4503 and encodes 1500 amino acids. The record is from RefSeq and is a predicted model, not a curated record.